Messenger RNA from Cuscuta europaea, 1484 nucleotides. Lineage: Eukaryota; Viridiplantae; Streptophyta; Magnoliopsida; Solanales; Convolvulaceae. The record is from the annotation of a GenBank genome assembly.
AAAACAGAUAUAUGCUGGUAUAACCAAAAUGGCACCACCAUCAUUACCAUUUACGUGUACUACAGCAGCAAAUCACAAGAAGCAGAUGAAGAAAUGACACGAAUCCCAGUGUAUUCUGCAUCGCGAGUAGUACGUAGGAAUUUUCUUGGAAUUCUAGGCCCUAGCAAUGGGUCAAUGUCUGCACGUUUCGCAGCCACACUUUCCGUGAAGGUUGAUGAAGAAUUUCAAUUCGCUUCUCAUAAUUCCUUGUCCAAUCAUCUUUCUCGUGCUUCAGCACAUCAUGCCAAUGCGAUCAAAGAUGGAUCUUCAGCCCGUAGCCUGCAUGUGCGCAACAGCAUCUUGACCCACUACUUGAAAAGCAAUCUCUUUAACAAUGCCUAUAAACUGUUCGAUGAAUUUCCCCACAGAGAUGUUCUAACGUGGACGACAGUUUUAUCAAGCUUAGCUCGUUCUGGGUUCUGCCAAGAAGCUAUGGGUAUCUUUGUGAGGGUGCUGAAAGAAGGAACCGUGAUUCCAAACAGAUUCACUUUGUUCAGUGUCUUGAAGUGCUGUUCCAGUGUUCGUGACGGGUUGAGAAAAGGAAAGGCUCUUCAUGGUUGGAUAGUCAUUCGUGGGGUGUAUUUGGAUAUUGCUUUGGAGAACGCUAUUCUUGAUUUCUAUGUGAAAUAUGAGGCAUUUGAUUGUGCAGAGCAGUUUUUCGAAUUGAUGGGCAUUAAAAAUGCAGCAUCCUGGAAUAUAAUGCUAGCCAGGUAUGUAACAAUGGGAGACAUGGAGAGAUGUGUAGAAUUUUUCUGGAAGAUGGAGUUGAAAGAUGUGUCAAGUUGGAAUACAAUAAUGAGUGGACUUUUGCUGCAUGGGUUUGAGAGGCUUGCAUUGGAGUUCCUCUAUGAAUUGUCAAAACAGCAACGACCAGGAUCUGCUUUUAACAAGCUUACAUUUUCAAUAUCACUGAAGUUGGUGUCUUCUUUGAUUAGUUUUAAACUAGGGAGACAGAUCCAUGGUAAAGUCAUAAGGGAUGGUAAGCUUCAUGAUGAUUCCUUGAGGACUUCACUUAUUGAUAUGUAUUGCAAAUGUAAGCAGAUGGACAAAGUAUCAGGAUUCUUUAAGAUUUGAGAGCCCAUUUUAAUAUUAAUACUGCCUCUGUAACUCUGUUUUCAUUUUCUUUCGCUUUUGCUUGUGCCACCAAUUUUUGAGAAUGUGAGGGGAGCCCAUUUUAAAACUCCUUUUGUUGAAGGAAAGUAAGCCUAAAGUUUCACUAAAAAUGGAAAUAAGAAUAAAGAACUUUUGGAGAAUAGACGAAAAGGAAGAACAUUUAGAGGAUGGAGUAUAAUAGUCGCCCAACUGAAAGUUUCCUGAGUUGUGCAUAAUCAGUAAUUCCCCCAGGUCAACGGUCAAAUUGAGAUAACAAGAUUCAUGGGUCUUCCUGAAAUAUAUAUAUAUAUAUAGGAAAAUUCUCAGGUCCAGCACCUCCCGGUCCGAACGCC